Molecule: messenger RNA, 9339 nt
Organism: Mycotypha africana
Lineage: Eukaryota; Fungi; Mucoromycota; Mucoromycetes; Mucorales; Mycotyphaceae
Exons: 10
Biological process (GO): protein targeting to vacuole; late endosome to vacuole transport; mitochondrion organization
Cellular component (GO): extrinsic component of membrane
Source: RefSeq, a predicted model, not a curated record
AGGAGGAAAAUCGACGCUACAACGCUUUAAAUCCAUUUGAGAAACUAACGCUAAAUUUAACGCGAAUCUUAUUUUCGCAUAAAUGGUCUAGAUACUUCUUUAUCUUUUAUUCCCUUUUGUUACAUUUCUUAGUCAUAAUGACAUUAUAUCAACUUAGUUUAUGGGAAUGCCGCCAUGAUCAUGAAGAUAUCAAUUUUCCAACAAAUCUUCUAAACGAAGAAGCAGCAAUUUCUAAUGAUAAUUUUGGAAACUUGAUUUAAAUAAAUCCGUAUUUUGGAAGAAAUCAAAAAAAAAGGGGAAAAGGGCAUUUGAAAUUUCUUUUAACCCAACACCUGAGUUUCUAAUUAGGCGUAACAGUAACAAUCGUCAUUAUGUCACUGCAUAAUUGCAGCAUAAAUUCUUUCCUGUUGCACUUAUUAGACAUAUCAAAUACCCCUUUGCCUGUAUUAUGUUAGAAUCUGUUGUUUCUACUCUAUUGAAUAGAGUAUUGGGCGCGUAUGUUUCUAACUUGAAUUACAGCCAACUGAAAGUUGGUAUAUGGUCAGGAGAGGUUACCUUACGACAUUUAAAAUUAAGACGAGAAGCCCUGGACAAAUUCAACUUACCUAUUGACGUCUUGGAGGGUUACCUAGGGGAAUUAACUUUGACCAUUCCUUGGAAUAACUUACGUGGAAAGCCUGUUAUUAUUCAUAUAAAAGAUGCAUACAUUCUGGCAGUCCCCCGAAACGAGUCCACUAUGUCAGCUGAAGAGUUAGCUCAGCGUGACCAUGAAAACAAAAUGAGGCGCCUCGAAAAUGCAGAACUUAUGCUCGAUACGCAAUCACAACACCACAACGCAGAUGAAGACGCUAAAAAUGAAACUUUUGUUACUCAACUUAUGACGAAGAUCUUGAAUAAUCUUCAGUUCUCUAUCACCAAUAUUCAUAUUAGAUACGAAGAUGAUAUUUCUACGGAUCAUAGAUUUGCAGCAGGCAUCACAUUGAAGGAGUUAUCAGCCAUCACUACUGAUGAAAAGUGGAUACCGAACACAAUUAGUGAUGUCGUGAAAACAGUGCACAAAUUAGCUACUUUGGAAUCAUUAUCAGUUUAUUGGGAUACAAAUGCAUCUACUUUGGCAGAAUUAAAUGGAUAUGACAAGUUCCAGGAAUUGAUUGCUACCAAAAGCCAUAUUUUAGCUGAGCAUCAAUAUAUCUUGAAGCCCGUUUCGGGCACUGGAAGAAUUAAAUUGCGCAAAAAUUUCGGAGGGGAAACACCAAAGAUCGACGCUUCCCUUCUAUUCGAUGAGCUUUGUUUCACUCUUGAUAACGAGCAAUAUCGCGAUGCCAUACUCAUGAUUGAUUUAUUCCAUUCCUAUCUCAAAAAGCAAAAGUACAAGGAGCUGCGGCCGCCAUCUGACAGGACGCCCAAAUCUCAUCCCUUGGAAUAUUUCCAAUUCGCUGCACAGGCUGUCUUAUCAGAGAUUCAUGAGCGCAACGAGCGUUGGACAUGGAAACGAAUCAAAAAGCGUAGUGAAAAUCGAAAGGCGUAUAUUGAUUGUUAUGUGCAGCAUAGACUGGAUAGAGCGACAGAAGAGCAAAAAGCAAUUUUACGGCAACUAGAGUGGGACCUUAGUUAUGAAGAUCUUAGAUUUUAUCGUAGUUUGGCCAAGCCUAAGCUGCGAAAAGAAAAAGCUCGAUUAGCUGCUAUUGAUAAAAAACAAAAGGAGGAAGAAGCAGCACUUAGAGCAAAACAGGGCUGGAGUAUUAGUAAGUGGUGGUAUGGUAAUAAUGGUGGCUCAGCAACUGACGAGAGCGAGAAUAAAGACGAGGAUCUUGUGAUUACUGAAGAACAAAAGUUAGAAUUUUACGAUGUGAUUGAUUAUGAUGCAGACAAAGCAGUCAUUGCAGCAUCCAUUGACCUACCAAAAGAUACAAUGAGACUUAGGCUUAGCAUAUCGUUGACAAAGGGUUCAUUUACAGUACGAAAAGAUCCGUUAUCACAACCUACUGAUCUUGUAUCACUUGUGUUUGAUAAUGUUUCACUCGGUAUGAUACAGUACGUUCAAUCUUUAACAGCUACUGCAAUUCUAGGCGAUAUGUGCUUGUAUGAUGGUGUUAGAGCUGACUCGCCUUAUUACAAAUUAAUGGCAGCUAACGAUAAAGAUGAAAAAGACAUUGUACGACAACGCAGAAGGAAAUCUUCAUCAGCUGAGAUGCUUCAACAGACUGCUAUCGAGGACCCCUUCUUUACCAUCAAAUUUGAGCAUAAACCACUUGAUAACCGUGCAGAUAAUGCCAUGGCUCUUUUCAUGCGCAAUAUUGAUAUAGUAUAUAAUCCGAUAACUAUUCGAGAGAUAGUUAAAUUCUUCACACCACCAGAAACCAGCGCUAAUAGUAUCAAUGCACUAAUUGAGGUUGCUGGAGAUACCUUUGAAGAUAUAAAAAACCAGACACGUGCUACUUUGGAGUUUGCUCUGGAACAGCAUACUACCCUAGAUUUACAAAUCGAUAUGGAUGCACCAGUCAUCAUCAUUCCUGAGGAUUGCACUUCUAUUACCUCGCACGGUAUUGUGGUCGAUGCUGGCCACAUCAAUGUAGAGAGUAGCAUAGCUCCGCCGGAAACACUGGCUUUGAUCAAAUCCAAGCGCGGAAACGACAUGACAACAGGAGACAAUAUGAAACUAAAAGAACUUCUAUAUGAUAAAUUUACAGUUCAAUUGACUCAAACCAAAAUUCUAAUUGGCGAAUCAAUUGAAGCUUGCUUAGAACAAGUUCGUCAUCCUCGUCAAGAGCUUCAGUACCUGCAUUUGGUCGAUCGAAUCGAUAUGUCAUUUUUAGUGGAAAACUGUAUUUUGCCUAAAUCAGUCGAUAUGCCUAAAUUCAAAAUAACAGGUCAUUUGCCUCUAUUAAAAGUCAAUUUCUCUGACACAAAAUACCGAUCUAUUUUGCAAAUACCGCACUUGAUUGAAGCCUCAGGAUUAAUAAGUAGUGCAUCUAGUAAUGAAAACUUCGGUAUUGAAAAUCCGGACGCGCAACAGCAAAAGAUUAGUCAAAUUGACGAGAAUUGGUUCGAUUUCAUGAACAGACCUCUUUGGAAUAGAAGUCAGGAUGACUUGCUCAUAGCAGACACAGAAAGUGAGCCCAGCCUUAUAAAAGAUGAUUCAGCAACAGAUGACUUGGCUUCUACUGAUGCAGAUAAAGAGAUAAAGAAAGCUUCAAAGGAAGUUAUUAAUGCAGAAGAGCAAACAUUCAAAUUAAACUUUAAGGUGGAUCGUGUGCUUGCCAACAUUUUGGAAGCUCAGCAACAGCCACACACGAAGAUUGAAGGGGCCCCAGCUGAAAAACUAUUAUGCGAGGUUGAUUUGCAGAAUUUGGUGUUGGAUUACAGUCUUCGUCCACUAGAUAUGACAGUGCGUGUUUCUUUGCAGUCCCUCGAUGUAAGAGACCGUAUGCAGCAUGGCAACGAGUUUAAAUAUCUAGUCACUUCAGAUUAUUCUGUGGUCCAACAGCAUAACCAGCAUCAGCAUCAACAACAGCAGUUAAAUUCGAAGAAUUUGGUAGAUGUUGAAUAUGUACGCUGUGAUAAAUCUAAUCCUGAUUAUAUGACCAAGUAUAAGGGAAUUGAUCAGACAGUUCAAGUCACUCUAUCAACGUUAAACUUCAUCGUCACACGUAGCUCAAUACUAACAAUGCAUAACUACAUUAUGCACACAUUUGUCGAUAUAAUGGAAGAGAUUAAUAGCAGCAAUAUCAUCACAGGCAACACUACUGCUACAAAACUUUCAGAUACGCUAAUGGCUGCAAAUCCUCAAAAAAAUGACGUUAAGGAACUUUCCGAGGUUCAGGCGCAAUCUAACAAUAACGGUUCUGAAAGUAGUAGUAUUUAUGUUCGCUUGCUCUUAGACAGUGUCAACUUUAUUUUGAAUAAUGAUGGUGUACGAUUAGCUACAGGCGAACUUUCCCUUGGCGAUUUAUCCACAGUUGUUAUGGAUGGCCAAGUUAAAGUCGCUGCUAAGUUUGCCAACUUUACGUUAACGGAUGAUUUGACGACACCAAAUCAGCAACAUUUAUUCAGUAAUCAACUUCUUACCAUUCAAGGUGAAGAACUCAUCGAUUUAAGGUACGACUCUUUUAUCAACGAUGGACGUCAAGAUUACCCUGGAUAUGAUCAUGCUCUGUAUAUUCGUAUGGGUUCUGCUCAAUUUAACUUUUUAGAACAGCCUAUUCACCAAUUCAUGGAUUAUCUCAAUAAAUUUGCUGAAAUGAAGACUACUUACGAUAUGGCCCGUCAAGCUGCUUUGGAAUCUGCUCAACAGCUUUCGCAGGUCGCUACUAAAAUGCAUUUUGAUAUUGUCAUUGAAAGCCCUGUUGUUCUAUUUCCUGAACUACAUGAUCAUCCUUCAGAUGUAGUGAUUGCUCAUUUGGGAGAAAUAUGGGUAUCUAACUCAUUUGUAGAUAAUGCAGACAACUGUAUUAAUCAUAUUCAAUGUGGUCUCCGUGCUAUCAGUUUAACGUCGAAGUUUUAUUUCCCUCAACAAGAUAAAUUGCAAACCUUGCCUAUGGUAGAUGAUACUGAUUUGAACUUUAACAUUUGUAUACCACUAAAAGCAUCUACUGCGCGUCCAGACGUGGAUAUUGCAGGAGAAAUUGGGGAUAUUAGCUUGCGAUUAACCAAACGGCAAUACAUAUUUCUGAUGGAAGCAAUCAAUAUGUUUUCCAGAACCUUUGCUGCUACUUCCACUGAAAACGACAGCAGCAAACCCUUUGAUGACCGCCACCUUCCACUAACCAAAGUUCGAGGCAAUGACAAUGAAAAUCUUCAAAAACCGUCUGAUAGUACCGUCUCAAUGAAAGAAGAUGGGAACAGAAAUUAUACUCCUCACAUACAAAUUACAUUAAAGACGAAAACCAUAGGGCUAGAGAUUUACAUGAAUCCCUCUACUGAGCUGGAAGAAGUGCAGCAUCCUCCUAGUCUCUCACGCAUCGCCCUUAUUGACACUGAUGUUAAAUUCCAGAUGUUCACGGAUGAAUCUAUGAUGGUCAAAGUGGUGGUUCAUGCAUUAACUGUUGAUGAUACCCGCCCCGGUGUCAACAGCAAAUUUACCCAUAUUGUGCCUGCCAUUGAAGAUGCACACCAAUUCCUGCUCCAACUGGACGUCAAAGCUCCGGAUCCUGCUCGUUCAGGUAUCAUGAUUAUGACUAUUAGAGAUCCUAAGGUGAUUUUAUCAUUGGACCACGCUUUCAUGCUUGGAAAUUUUUUCACUUUACCAGCAAUUGGAGGUCCAAGCAAUUCUACAAUGCCAGUAAAAUCUGAUAACGAUACUCAAUCGAAAGAAGGGAAGCAACCACAACAGCAGCCAGGAAUAGAAUUAAGUUACUUGUUAAACAUCAUUCAUGCUGAAUUCAUCCUAUUAGCAGAUCCCGACAAAAAAGAUUCGGAAGCGGUAGUAUUAGUUACUGAUGAACUCACAAUCACUCAACAGAACAAAACAGCUUUAGUUAUCAAACAAUUGGGCAUGUUCUUAUGUCGCAUGGACAUGCGUCAGCAAUCUACCCUACGCUUCCUCCAGCCAUUUGAUGUUAACUUGUCUAUGAACAGAAAUCCUCAUACAGAAGAAGGAGGUCUUCUCACUGAAUUAGUUAUGAAUAUCGAUCCCCUUAUUCUGCGAUUGUCUUAUCGUGAUGCUAUGUUAGUCACUAAUAUCUUCAACAAAGCAUAUGCUCUUUAUGAAAAGAGUGUGAACGCAGAAGCAGGAGGGACCAAAGUAUCGGCGUAUGACUCAGCGCUAACUGAGGAAAGGUUAACUGAUGCUAGUGCAUUAACUUCUUCCACAGCCAAAGCACAGACUGAAGUUGACUAUUUGAACGAAGCGAUGCUGGCCCAGGAAUUAUUACGUAUUUCUUUCAAUGGUGCACAAGUUAUUCUUAUUGAAGAGUUGCACGAAACACCUAUGAUAGAUAUGAAUCUGCAACCUUUUAACGUUGAAAUAGCAAAUUGGUCAAGAGAUUUAUCUCUUUCUGUUGAAUUUCAAACUUAUAUCAAUUACUUCAAUCUUAAGAAUUCACAUUGGGAGCCGAUUUUGGAGCCUUGGAACUUUAAGUUGGAUCUCGCACGGGAUGCUAUGAAUAAAUCAGAGCCCCUUAAUGUGAAACUUAGCUCAUCAUCCAUUUUGAACUUAAAUAUAUCGCAAUCAUUCUUGGAAAGUGCAGUCUCUACUAUAGGACUAUUAGAUAAGGAAGGCCAGACUAUCUAUAGCGGUGAAAGAGGCACUGUGGCGCCUUAUGAAUUGCGAAAUAGGACUGGUUACAAUAUUCUUGUAUGGAAUACUGCAGAUUCAAAGGAAGGACCUGUUAUCAAAGAAAUUAAAAAUGGUGCCGAUUUGCCAUGGUGGUUUGAAGACUGGAAGAAGCGCCGUGAAACUACAUCUUUUGUCAGUAAUAAUUUGAAUGUGCAAAUCGACGGUGCUCUGUGGGAAAGCCUAAGAGACAUAAACCUCGAUAGGGAAGGAGAACAUAUGCAUCCACUUCGACCUAUGAUUGAUAACAUACAACACCAUAUUGUAUUUCAGGUUGAGUUGAUCAAUAAUAUUAAGGUAGUUACUAUACGAUCAGCACUGGUAAUUGAAAAUAGAACCUUGCUAUCCAUUGAUUUGGCAUCGAUCAAUACCAAUGGUAAAAUGGAUGGCCCUGCGGUGAAAAUUGCUCCCGGAGAGAAUUAUUCUAUUCCUAUCGAAAAAGCGUUUACCAAUCGCUUUUGUAUGCGCCCUGAUGCUGGCUUCGGAUAUAGAUGGCCUAAUAAAGCAUUCUACUGGAAGGAUUUCGCCAGCCCUAUCAAGCCUCCUAGUACAUUUGGUUGUCUUGGUGAUGAAAAAGAACAAAAUAUGCCCCCAUUCAUCUUCCAAAUUAACGCUAUUCUGGACAGGAAGAGUAUAUUGUUUGGUCAGUAUCCAGCUAUGGCAAUUCGUUUGAGUGCUCCUAUUGAGAUUGAAAACCUUUUGCCAUAUGACUUCAAUUUCCGUAUUGUUGACAAGACAACAGGACAAGAUUUCAGCUCCUUUCUGAGAAAAGGAGGUAUCACUCCAAUUCACGUUAUUGAGAAUAAUCAUCUGGUUCUCUUUAAUAUUGAAAUGCCAGAUACGGAAUACAAACGCAGCGAUUAUGCUAUUAUUAGUACAAAACGAUCAGAUGACUUGGAGGUAGAUCAUGCCAUCGAGCUUGUUAGUAAAAAGGAUAACUCGAAGUUAAAUGUUCAUAUUAAUACUGUGGACAUUCCUGACUCUGGAGGUGCCAAGCGGUAUAGUAUUUUCAGUCCCUAUAUUAUUAUAAAUAAGACACAAUUGCCUAUUACCUUUAGGCCGAACCCUGCUUGGUCAGAAGCUCUAUACUCUUCCAAUGAUACUGCAAAAACAUGCCAACCGAACGCCAGACCUGAACCUUUUAUGUAUUCAUACCCAACCAUGGAUAACCGCAAUCGUUCUCUAAUCAAAGCAGCAGCAUCUGAGUGGAGUCAACCCCUUAGUUUCGAAGCUAUUGGUAGUGUCUAUGAUGUGGCCCUACCAAAUAAGCGCCGAUCAGAAGAAAUUCAUUUAGGUAUCAAUAUACAAGAAGGGCAAGGAAAAUUCAAAUUGACCAAGACAGUUACAAUAACGCCUCGUUUCGUGCUGAGCAACCAACUUGAUGAAAAUAUUCGAUAUCGCUUCCCUGAGACCAAGACAGACUAUGGUUUGGACGCUAAGCAGCGUAUGCCUUUAUACAAUAUUCGUAUACAGAACGAAAAACAGUUGUCUAUUAAACUGGAAGGAUACAGUAAUUCUUGGUCUGCACCCUUCAACGUUCAGGAAAUAGGCGAUAUUCACGUUCGUCUGCCCACUGAUUACUACGAUGGCCAUCAACAUCAAGAUACGCUGGUGAGGAUCACUACCAAAAUUCAAGAAGCAAUUAUCUUUAUUAUUCUGACGAAGGAAGCAGAUGACAAUUGGCCAUAUCUUUUGGUGAAUCAUACAGAUGAAGAUGUCAUAUUCUAUCAGGAAGAUCCUGCUGCUAUUAAGGAUGACUACAGUUCGGCUCCUGUCCGCAAUCCUCGUCUUAAACGAUAUCGAUUGCCAGCCCAGCAAUCUGUUCCAUACUCUUGGGAUCUUCCUGCUUAUAAGGAUAAAAAGAUCAUUCUAAAUAUUAAUGGACGUGAAAGAAGCAUUAAUCCUCAAGAAAUUGGCAGUAUGUUGCCUUUCCGACAUGCCACACGUGACGGUCGAGCUGCGAUUACAUCGAUCGAUACAAAGAUUUAUGGUACACAGCGUAUUAUGGAGUUGAAACCAUUCAUACAAAACGAAAGUCAUUUUAAGCCUGUCAAUAGGGUUAAUACUAACAGCAGCAGCACAUCCAUGCGCCGAACUGACUCCACUGCUUCAGUUUCAUCUUUAGACAGUGCCGCUAAGGAGGGGUUUGAAGCCGCUGAUGUUAAUUUUUCCAUUAACGCUGUAUUCCAACUUCAGCUCAAAGAAGUAGGUGUAUCAAUUAUAAGUCAACGACCUGUUGAGGAACUCGCAUAUGCCACUUUCAAAGGUAUAAAUUUCAGGCUUACAGAUUCAACUCUGUAUCACUCCUUGCGUUGCAAUAUAGAUUGGAUACAGAUUGAUAAUCAGAUGUAUGGAUCUUCCGCAUUUCCUAUAAUUCUUUAUCCUACAAAUUCGACCAACAAUGGCAAUAGUAGGAACAAUGUUAAAGAUAACAGUGCAGGCAAUAAGAUUCUACCAACAGUGCAGCUAGCUUUAGACAGAGUUAAGGAUAACUCGCACGGUGUUAUUUACUUCAAGUACUUCUCUAUUUUACUACAAGAGAUGAGUAUUGAAAUUGAAGAAACGUUUAUUUAUGCUCUUAUGAAAUUUGCUCAUAUCGAAGAACAAAAUAAGGACAGCAAAGUAGAAGAUGAAGCAACAAUAUGGACCAACUAUUCUGCCGAUAUACCUGAUGUAAAGCCGGGAGAUAAUAUUGCACAACUUUACUUUGAAACAUUCAGUAUACAGCCUAUUCGCUUCAACUUGUCUUUUCUGCGAUCUGGUGAGGAGAAUACGGGUACUGCCGAUGAUGACGAGAAAAUGCAAAAAGCUCAGCGUUCGAACACUGCUCUGGCCUACCUUGUCAAUGCCCUUACCAUGACUAUUGGCAAUAUCAAUCAAGCUCCUCUUCGCUUCAACGCUUUGGUUAUUGAAAAUAUUAUGGCUGACGGAUCCGAUUUAGCAAGCCGUAUAUAUUUCCAUUAUACGGAUCAAUUGGUUUACCAAAUGCAUCGUAUUUUGGGUUCCGCUGACUUCUUAGGUAAUCCUGUGGGGUUGUUUAAUAACCUGAGUUCUGGUGUAGCGGA